GGUUCCCGUGCAGUGUGUGAGCCGGGGUUUCGGUGCUGUGACAUCUGUUGCUGGCCGGGGCUGUAGCCGGGAUGGGGAGACUCAGCGGCUCCAUGCGAUGCAUCAAGUACCUGCUGCUCACCUUCAACCUCAUCUUCCUGCUUGCAGGAUCAGCGAUAAUUGGUGUUGGGUUGUGGCUUCUUCUUGGUGGAAAUAUAAAAGAAUUAAGUGACGGAGAUGAAGAAGUGUUUGCAUUCUUUUUUAUUGGUCUUUAUGUGCUGAUAGGAGCUGGAGCUCUGAUGAUGCUUAUUGGCUUCUUUGGUUGCUGCGGAGCGGCUCGUGAAUCUCAGUGCUUGCUUGGAGCGUUCUUUGUCUGUUUACUGGUAAUUUUUGCUGCAGAAGUUACCGCUGGAGUCAUUGCGUUUUUGGGGAAACAAGAGGCUGUUAAAGAGGCAAAAAAGAUCUACAGGGAUGCUUACAACAACUAUAUACAGCAUAAAGAAGAAAACACAACUUUACUGGAUUUUCACACAUUAGCAAAAUGUUGUGGUAAUGAAGACCCCGAGAGUGCAAAAAACGUAAGAAACCUUUGCUUAGAGGAACAUAAGGAGCACAAGGACUGCCUGCAAGCGAUUGAGAAGGUGUUGCAUCAUUAUUUCCAAAUUGUGGGAAUACUUGCAGUGGCUACAGCAGGAAUAACAAUCUUCGGCAUGAUCUUCAGUAUGGUCCUGUGUUGUGCCAUCCGCAAUUCCAGAGAUAUGUUGUGAUAAUCCCAUGCAUUGUGCCUUCUUCUCCCAAUCAGGAUGAAAGCGCUACCUGCUGGCACAGGGACUGUUAGACACCCAUCUGCUUGGACAAUAUUUCUGUUUUUGUAACCAAGCUAUGUAAAAUAGCAAAGUGCUAUAAAGUGUGCUUUGUAUAAAGCUAUGCAAUAUACUAGAUUACAAAGGUUAUUGGAGUUAAAAAAUGCCCCUCAUGAAGCUACAUUUUUGCUAAGGCUUUAAAGAAUAGCUUAUAAAGCGGGGGGAAAAAGCUCUGCUUUGAAGCUGGAACGAGAUACACCUCUCAGUCAGUGGGUUUCAGAAUUCCUCCCUGUAACUACACAUUGCAGGCUGCACUUGACAGGAGUUUGUCAUCUGUACACAGUGCUCCAGUUGCAGGCUGCUGUGAAGUCGGAAAGUUCAAAGUUGGAGUGAGGAUCAGAUUUAGGAAGCAAGUUUUUUCAUCUAGCUC
Molecule: messenger RNA, 1212 nt
Organism: Bufo bufo (common toad)
Lineage: Eukaryota; Metazoa; Chordata; Amphibia; Anura; Bufonidae
Gene: TSPAN2
Product: tetraspanin 2
Exons: 8
Coding region: 72-746 (224 amino acids)
Cellular component (GO): membrane
Source: RefSeq, a predicted model, not a curated record